GUUUUAUCGACAGUGCAGUUGAGUGCAGAGCUGACACGCUGCAGUGAAUAGGACAUUGUCCACGGAAAUUGUGUACGCUGAAGUUGACGCGUGAUUCGCCCUUUUCUUCUUCAUCAACACCUCACGCUCCCCCGGACCGCAACGCCGUAGCCAUGAAAGUCGCGUCCAAAGCCUGCGCGGUGAUCUUCCUCAGGCUGAUCGUCGCGGCGCUGACGUCGGCCGAGCAAGAAAGCAGAGCUGCCACUGGAAUCCGUGAUUUUGUGCUCGCUGGUGGCGUCAAGAGCAACUUGUUCGGGACGUGCUCCGCUCUCGCCAACACCGUCACGGGCGACCUGUUCGCCAUUGACCUCGGAGGCGGCAAAGAAUACAUAAGAUUUGCCCCCAAGAAUGUGAUUGCUGUUGAUUGGGUGAAGCUGAACAGCAGCGGCGCAUCAACGGAUAUCAUCGCCUGCUCGGACGCCGCGUUUGCAAGGAACGCUCUCAUGUUCAAGAUCAACGGCUCCUGCUACGCCAGCGGCAGGACUCUGUACGACGUCGCGAAGGACGAGCAGGACUGCGGUGACGCGCCUGCUGAAGUUGUCUACGUCAUGACGCCUCCUCAAGGAGAAUGGAUCGGAAACACCUUCCUUCUUUACACUGAGUCCUCGUCUGACGGGUGCCUCCUCAGCAACAUCGACAACACAGGUCACGUCUUCAAUGACUCCGUGAAAACUCCGUACAACCCUGGACUGAUGCCGCAAAAGCUGACUUGCUGCAAUACAAUAAAAGCCGGACAUUGCGUCGAGAUUGCGUCGAGAAGUGAUCCUCCUGUCGAUACCGAAAACUUCGCGUACUGCGAGGCCAAGACUCGGUGCGAGGCCCUCGGCUUGCAGCUGGCGUCCUACGAGUUGCAGACCACCUCCGAAAUUGUGGAAUACUUGGCGGGAAAUUAUAAGCAUGCCUGGGUCAACACGCAGCGUGGAGAAGGGGGCUACUACCGCUGGCUUCCCGACGGCCAGAACAAUACCAUCCAUGCUGGUAGCAGUGACAAUCCCCUUGGAAAGUGUGCUAUAUUCGACACCAAUGACGAUGAUCUUUGGCCGGUUGAUUGCGAGGUAUUGGAUUUGGCCAUAGCCCUCUGCAUCGGCCCCAACACAUCCCUGAAGCAGUGUUGAGAAGUAUUGAGGCGGUUGCUACAACACACACACAUUUUUUUAUUUUUCUUGAAAUUCAAGCUUUGCGUGAUGAGUGAAAUAUUUCAUGGGCCCUUUCCCGUUUGUCAAAAUUUAGUUACCUACCUAUAGCCUAUUUAGAUUUGGUCUUCAGGAGGAAAUACUUCUCCAUGUUGAGAUAAUUUGCAUUAUUCUGCCUCGCCAAUGAGUUGACAGGAUUUAUUUUUUGGCGAGCCAGCAUGGACACGUUCUGACACUAAAAACUAGCGAGGGUCCAGCAGACACUGCAGUUUCCUGGCUUGCAUGUCGAGGAACCUUUAGCGCUGCCAUUGAGUCGCUUGCGUUUCUGAUGUGCGAAGCCAGUUUGUGUUCAGUGUAAUCGAAGACAUCAAAUGCUGUUGUAACGAGUGUGUUGUGACGAGUGUGUUGAGACGAGUCUGUUGUGACGAGUGUGUUGUGACGAGUGUGUUGUGACGAGUGUGUUGUGACGAGUGUGUUGUGA
This is a messenger RNA of Hyalella azteca, 1653 nucleotides long. RefSeq lists its product as uncharacterized. NCBI's taxonomy places the organism in Eukaryota, Metazoa, Arthropoda, Malacostraca, Amphipoda, Hyalellidae. Bases 153 to 1154 code for a protein of 333 amino acids. The record is from RefSeq and is a predicted model, not a curated record. The transcript has 9 exons.